Patiria miniata (bat star) is the source of this 1068-nucleotide messenger RNA. RefSeq lists its product as uncharacterized. NCBI's taxonomy places the organism in Eukaryota, Metazoa, Echinodermata, Asteroidea, Valvatida, Asterinidae. The record is from RefSeq and is a predicted model, not a curated record. Bases 1 to 1068 code for a protein of 355 amino acids. The transcript has 6 exons.
AUGCACCUCCCACUUGAAGCUAUCCAGAUUGCUGAUAGCGGAUUUGUCCUAGCGUUCACUGAUGCAACCGUGUUCUUGGAACGAGGCAGCAGAGGGAUCGUUCCCUGUCCUCUCGCGAAAUCUCGCAAAAUCUCCCGAGAAAACGUUGACGCGAUGUACUGGCUCUAUGGCUCAAUAAGCAACACAGCCAUCCUCAUCUCGUACUUCAAGGGAAGAGUGGCUCCCCAAAACGGGAUCCAAGAGGGCGUCUAUGAUAUCGACAAUGAGUUCAAUCUCAUCAUUGAGAACGUCACUGCCUCCAAUGAGGGAACCUACUACUUUAAGCUGAAACCACACUUGAAAAUGAUACAAGAAGGAAAGGUUGAAGUUUGUGACAAGGUCUCCCCAAGUCGUUCAUAUCCUACCGUCAACGGCUGCAAUCAAGACCACGACACGGACACAUGCGAGAUGAGAGUACGACACGACAGCACGGUGCAUAACCUGACCUGCGUCACGGAGCAGGUUAAACCUGCUGUUGAACUGAGAUGGAUCCAUCUGUUUUUGGGCGGGAAGACGGAACUCAACGCCUCCACUUCAGUCUGGCGUGAAGUUCUACCCGCCUACACUGGGGCAUCGUUGCGGAACAACACCUUUUCGACUUCAGCAUCAGUCCAAGUGACAACAGUUAAUGGCGUUAAUGAAGUAUUCGAGUGUAAGGCAAUAGGGGCUGCUGUUGGUGAUAAAGGCGCACGCAUGAGAGUACGCGUUACCAAAGCUCAUCUUACCACAGUGUCUCAUGAGGAAGUUCAGUCCGACAAUCCAGGAACAACGCUUGUUUGGGCUGACAAAGGUACACCAACUGCCAACAAACCUGCUGAGAAUGCCGUUUAUGUGAAUGCGCUAGAGGUCGGGUUGAUAGUCGCAUUGAUCUUCAUUGCCAUUCUGUGCAUCCGCAUGGUAUAUUCAGAGAAGAAAUGUAUUAAAUGGAGUCCUGCAUGGGAGAGGAGGCCUGACGCACAAGUGAGAGCGGCUGACGAUGACCAGGAAAUGCAGCCAAUUAAACCAAAAGGGUCAAUUUCUGAAGUGUGA